Molecule: messenger RNA, 946 nt
Organism: Aspergillus brunneoviolaceus CBS 621.78
Lineage: Eukaryota; Fungi; Ascomycota; Eurotiomycetes; Eurotiales; Aspergillaceae
Exons: 2
Coding region: 183-677 (164 amino acids)
Source: RefSeq, a predicted model, not a curated record
GCUUGUCUGGCUGUCGUCUCCGCCUGAAUGCUCCAAUUGUACGCGGUGCCUGGGGGCUUUGACACGAGGAUAAUCGAACCUUGGAAUGCGCUGGACGGUGCAGUGGACAUUUCCUUGGGUGUGUCAACGGGACUGACCGGCUGAGCAAACCAACCCCCCCAUCAUCACUUCGCUCCACACCCAUGGGCACACACACACCCCCACGGUCGCUCGUUCGAGUCCAUGGUUUGGAUGCUUCCAAUACUCCUGGAGUUCUUUCCCGCCUGUUCCAGCCCCCUCUCGAUCAUCCCCAGCUCAUCAAAUACAUCAAAUACAUGUUGUGUACAUCACAUCAUACGCGGACAGCUCAACUCUGGUCAGCUCCGAUCCCUUCUAGACCACGGUGUUCCGUCUUGUCUCGCCUGGGCUGCGACUCCACCGGUGCAGAUUCUAAGACCAGCAGCUGUCCUGUGCGGUGGCGAGUGCUGCAGCAAGUGGUGCAGUGCAGUGCAGAGCAAAUAAUAAUUGAAUGCAAUAAUACUAAAUCUGCCGUUCCCUCUUUCUUUCCUGGGAAGGCCACCACCAUCAUCGGCCCGGGGCAUCAGUCACCGUCAACUGGGAACACGGGAAAGAAGACCUUUUUGCGGUCAGCUUUCAGGCAACAACAACACCCACUCUUUCUGGUUGUUGACAUUUGACUACUUUCCUCCAAGCUAAACAGUUACUACUAGUAUAUUCUUCCAACCGAACAAGCCAUCUCGAUCGACCUAGUCAGCCCUGAACUGCCCAUUUAUCUCGACCAAGCAAGCUGUAAAGUAGGCCACGCAGUGCCUGAUCAGCUCCCACCAAUUGACAGCCCCGGAUCUGCGUCCGUGGCCUGUUCUCAAACGCUGAAUAACUUGGCUCGGGUACAAAAGUGGCUGACCCCGGCAGAUCCAUCUCCCUCCUACUUUCUCUCUCUCCUUAC